UAAAUAAGCAUUUUCGAUGGAACAAACUCUUGUCACUAAUAUUGAUUUAAUUUGAAAUCACAAGAUAAUAAUUAACUUAUUAUUGUGAAAUGUAAAUUGUAGAAAUUGGCAAAGAGAUUUAAGAUUUCAGGAUUACAUUAUUUGAUCAAAAAAAGAAGAUAAAAUAGAACAAGAUGACACAGGCUAUGAUGCGGGUGAUUGAGAAGAAAGGGAUUGUAAAGGUUCCUGAGGAAUAUGUUCAAAGAGAAAAAUUUACGACAAGUUCUCAGCUAGAGGACGAUGAUGACCUUGUAGCCACUUGUUUAGCCAAGCUCCAAGAUGGUAUAAAAGUCACUCCAUUAGAAGCGACAGAUGCUCUUAAGCAGUACAGAAAGUUUCAAAAUGAAAUGGGACGACUACAAACGCUUAUCAGCAGACCCUCGAGAUAUCCGAAGAUGACAUCUAGCCUUUACAUGCAAGAAAAAAGUUUCAAAGAUAGAACAAAGAAAAUAAUAGAAGCAAAGGAGAAAGAGAUCGUUUCAAUGAAACAAAAGGUGACGGAAAUGUCUCUCAGAUUAAGUGCUAUACUCGGUACUCAGGUUGUUGAACCAGAUGAGAAGAAAAGUGAUCUUACAGAUAGCAUUAAGCCAGUGGAUAUAGCAGAAAACUACAGAGCAAUUUAUGAUAAUGAAUACCAAACAGCGUAUGAAGAACUUGCAAUAGCCCUUGAUGAAGCAAAGGUUUUAGUAUAUCUUGGCAAAGUAACAUGGGCUGCCUAUGAAUUCGGAAAAGAUAUGGCAAAACAGCAACUUGAGGAUCUGAUGAGAAAGGAAAUGGAGAUUCUUAAGAUAAUGUCAAAGCCAAGCUAUGAGGAGAAAGAACAACGAAAACCAAUAGUAGCUGAUGGUAUUUCAGCCAGAAAGUUUGAGAGGGAUGAAACAUUACAACUUUUGAAAGACUAUCGAAGGUGUCUAGCUCGGACGUCGGUCCCUGGUGUAAAACAGAUAUUUAUAACUCUAAUGACACGAUCCCCUCCUCAGAAAGGAGGAACAUUGACAAUUGGUGUGAAGAAGUAUAUCCUGAAGGUUGUAGAGCAAACGUACUUAAUGUGUAUACAGGUAAGAUUUGGAGAUAUUCUGGACACGGAGAAAUACAAGCCCUACUCGGGGGAAGGUAGUACAAUUGUUGGGACUAUCUGGCCAGUAGUCCUUCGGCACAAAGGAGGCCCAGUCAUGAGUAGGGGUAUAGUGGAUGUGAUGUACGGUCAAAUAGCCGAAACAAAAUCAGUUACUAUACAGAAAUACAAACAUGAUAAAUAA
Molecule: messenger RNA, 1298 nt
Organism: Ruditapes philippinarum (Manila clam)
Lineage: Eukaryota; Metazoa; Mollusca; Bivalvia; Venerida; Veneridae
Exons: 7
Coding region: 174-1298 (374 amino acids)
Source: RefSeq, a predicted model, not a curated record